CUCAAGUUCCACUGGGUCAGUCAGGUUGUCUGUCAUAAACCGAGCGACGGUUUGUCCUUCUCUUUUCCCGGGAAUUAGUGAUUGCUCAGCCCUGUUAGAGAAAAGACAGCAGGAUGUCUCUACGCUGCGGGGGCGCCGUCCGCACCGUGGGCCCCCAGGUAUUUGGAAGUUAUUUACACAGUCCAGUCAGAGCAGUAAGUUCCUUGCCAGAUAAAAAAAAGGAAUUUUUACAGAAUGGACCAGACCUUCAGGAUUUUGUGUCUGGUGAUCUUGCAGACAAGAGCACCUGGGAUGACUAUAAAGGAAACUUAAAACGCCAGAAAGGAGAAAGAUUAAGACUACCUCCAUGGCUAAAGACAGAGAUUCCCAUGGGGAAAAAUUACAAUAAACUGAAAAAUACAUUACGAAACUUAAAUCUCCAUACAGUGUGUGAGGAAGCUCGAUGUCCCAAUAUUGGAGAGUGCUGGGGAGGUGGAGAACAUGCCACCGCCACAGCCACUAUCAUGUUGAUGGGUGACACAUGUACAAGAGGUUGUAGAUUUUGUUCUGUUAAAACUGCAAGAACUCCACCUCCACUAGAUGCCAAUGAGCCCUACAAUACUGCAAAGGCAAUUGCUGAGUGGGGUCUGGAUUAUGUUGUCCUGACUGUGGAUCGAGAUGAUAUGCCUGAUGGGGGAGCAGAGCACUUUGCAAAGACUGUGUCUUACUUAAAGGAAAGGAAUCCAAAAAUUCUCGUGGAGUGUCUCACCCCUGAUUUCCGAGGAGAUCUUAAAGCAAUAGAAAAAGUUGCUCUGUCAGGAUUAGAUGUAUACGCACAUAAUGUAGAAACAGUUCCAGAAUUACAGAGGAAAGUUCGUGAUCCCCGGGCCAGUUUCGACCAGUCCCUACGUGUACUGAAACACGCCAAGGAGGUUCGGCCUGAUGUAAUUUCUAAAACGUCUAUAAUGUUGGGUUUAGGUGAGAAGGAUGAGCAAGUAUAUGCAACAAUGGAAGCGCUUCGUGAGGCAGAUGUGGACUGUCUGACUUUAGGACAAUAUAUGCAGCCGACAAAGCGCCACCUUAAGGUUGAAGAAUACAUUACUCCUGAAAAAUUCAAGUACUGGGAAAAGGUAGGAAAUGAACUUGGAUUUCAUUAUACUGCAAGUGGUCCUCUUGUGCGUUCUUCAUAUAAAGCAGGUGAAUUUUUCCUGAAAAAUCUAGUGGCUAAAAGAAAAACAAAAGCCCUGUAACACUUAACAAGAUGUUCAAGAUCACAGAAAUUUUUAAAAUGUGAUUCCAGUUGGUAACAGAGAUGAUG
Vicugna pacos (alpaca) is the source of this 1297-nucleotide messenger RNA. RefSeq names its product lipoic acid synthetase (gene LIAS). Gene Ontology annotation, biological process: lipoate biosynthetic process. Gene Ontology annotation, cellular component: mitochondrion. The record is from RefSeq and is a predicted model, not a curated record. Gene Ontology annotation, molecular function: 4 iron, 4 sulfur cluster binding; lipoate synthase activity. NCBI's taxonomy places the organism in Eukaryota, Metazoa, Chordata, Mammalia, Artiodactyla, Camelidae.